GGAAAAAUAAAAUGAUCUAAAAGAGAUUUGUGACUUCGCUUUGAUGUUAUGUAUUCCGGAAAUACACACUCCCAACGGUUUAGGUGUCCAAAUUGGGACACUUGUGUUGGGUGUAUGUCAGUAAGAGGGCCAGAUGUGGACAGGAACAGCCCUGGCUGGGACGCUCGUAUGAUAAAGUUCCACCUUCAGAUAAAACGAUUACUGUUCCUUUGCAGAGCUGUUUAUAGCGGACCUUAUCGUAUUCAUCUCACAUCUUCACAAUAUCCUGACAUCCACGGGAGAAGAUGCUGUCUGUGAACUCGGACGGGAAGGUCCUGGUCAGAAGAUGUUUCCUUACCCUCAGGCCCUUCCGAAUAUUUGUCCUGGGGAUUGGAUUUUUUACCCUUUGCUUUCUAAUGACCUCGCUGGGUGGACAAUUUUCAGCAAGACGCUUGGCAGAUUCUCCCUUCACCAUACGUACAGAGGUGCUAGGCACAGGAGAGUCCCGGAGUGCUUUACGCAGGAUGAAUGACAUUCUGGAGACGCUAGUGCGAAGGAUGGACAUCUUGGCACGUCUGGAGAAUGUCAGUGAGUCUCGCAGAGCAGAAGAAGGAGGACACUUCGCCUUGGAUAGUUUGCAGUCAGUGGUACUGAUGGAGAAGAUCCAGGCAAUCGCGCAGAAUGUGUCUGACAUUGCGGUGAAGGUGGAUCAGAUUUUUAGGAACAGCCUGAGAGGGAAGGUAUUGGAAGGCCAAAGGGACAUGUGUGAGGUUCCACGGGAUCCAAGGUUUCCAGACUGCUCUGCCAAAGUUGAGUGGAUGAGAUCUCGCUGGACAUCAGAUCCAUGUUACGCUUUCUAUGGAGUUGAUGGCACAGAGUGCUCCUUUUUGGUGUAUCUGAGUGAAGUAGAAUGGUUCUGCCCAGUAUUGCCGUGGAGGAAUCAAUCUUUUAAUCUGCUGUCCAAACCUAUCCCCAAAAAACAGGCUGCCUUUCGAACAGAACUCUCCUCUCUGUUAGACCUGAUGGGAACUGGUAAGGAGUCUCUGAUCUUCAUGAAGAAGAGGCUGCGCAGGCUGGAGGCUCAGUGGCUGCUUGGUGCCCGGAGAUUAGAGAUCAAACUGGGUAACAGUCCAAUGGAGCAGAAGCAGAUCCUAGUUCACAUUGGCUUUCUGACAGAGGAAUCUGGUGACGUGUUUAGCCCGCGGGUGCUGAAGGGUGGGCCCCUGGGAGAGAUGGUGCAGUGGGCAGAUAUCCUUGCGGCUCUUUACGUACUAGGCCACAGCCUAAAAAUAACAGUGUCUGUCAAGGAUCUUCAAAGUUAUCUGGGAGUCCCCCCUGGAAGAGGAAAUUGUCCGCUGACAGAGCCUCUGCCUUUCGACCUCAUUUAUACGGACUAUCAUGGCAUGCAGCAAAUGAAGCAGCACAUGGGACUCUCUUUCAGGAAAUACAGGUGCCGUCUACGCGUGGUGGACACAUUUGGGACAGAACCGCCGUAUAACCAUGAAGAAUAUGCCACCCUCCAUGGCUACCGUACCAACUGGGGCUAUUGGAACCUGCACCCCAAACAGUUCAUGACCAUGUUCCCUCACACACCAGAUAAUUCCUUCAUGGGCUUUGCGACGGAUGAACUCAAUGAAACAGAGCGGCAGCAGGUAGCUCUGAACAAAGUCCGGAAUAUGGCAGUAGUAUAUGGAAAGGAGGCUUCCAUGUGGAAGCUACAGGGUAAGGAGAAGUUCCUUGCUGUGUUACAUAAGCAUAUGGAAAUCCAUGGAACCGUCUACUUUGAGACUCAGAGGCCCCCUGAAGUGCCAGCUUUCGUGAAGAACCAUGGUUUGCUACCUCAACAAGACUUACAGCAACUUCUGAAAAAAGCCAAGCUUUUCAUCGGCUUCGGGUUCCCGUAUGAAGGUCCUGCUCCUUUGGAAGCAGUUGCCAAUGGCUGUGUGUUCCUGCAGCCACGCUUCAACCCUCCACACAGCUCUCUCAACCACGAAUUCUUCAGGGGAAAGCCAACCUCCAGAGAGGUUUCCUCUCAGCAUCCUUACAUGGAGAUGGCCAUCGGGAGACCAUAUGUUAUAACUGUGGACUACAACAAUACACUGGAGUUUGAGGCAGCUAUCAAGGCUAUUAUGAGGAGCAAGGUGGAGCCGUUCUUGCCCUAUGAAUAUACCAGUGAGGGGAUGCUGCAGAGACUGCAUGCCUACAUUCAGCACCAGGAGUUUUGCUCACCACCUUUGCCCACAUCUUUCCCAAAUAAUACAUCCCAAGUCACUCUCCCUUCUUCCUUGCUCCUCAUCAAUCAUACGCACUUAGUGUGGCCUCCCAGUGAACCGCUGCCCCCAGUCUGGCCACCAGUCACUUCCAUGCAGGUUUGGCUUUCUGCAGAAGGAGAGUCUUGCAGCAGUGUAUGCUGGGAACAUGACUUGAUAUGUGAGCCUAGCUUCUUCAGCCUCAUCAACCGACAGCAAGUACUUGAACAACUGGGAGCAAAGUGUGAGAGCACAGAGUCAGUGAUGAGCCACCUCUAUCCGGCUGUGUCACCAUCAGUCCGUGAGUGCUAUCUGCAGAGAGAACAACUACUAUUCAGCUGCUCAGGACAAAGUACCAAGUUCCGUCGCCUAUGCCCCUGCAGAGACUAUAUCCGUGGACAGAUGGCCUUAUGCAAGGAGUGCUUGUGAAACAAAAGGAGGCCACCAACAAUCGGUGCCAUUUUUCAUUGUCAGAUUUCCAGCAACCAAUCAGAACGACUGCAGCACGGAGAGAUUAUGCACCUAGAUUUUUACAUCCCACCAAACGUUCCUGGCUCUCAGCCAUGGGUUUUAUGCUGCAGCAUAAAGCAAUAUUACGCAUAAAUUACACACCCACAAAACAACCUAAACUAUUUUUCUGAGCUGCCAAGACCUCCACAUCUUCUAAUGACCUUUGACUCUUCCAGUGAUAAGAGGGGUCUACAGCAGCUCAUUUUCAAAAAGCACAAGGGCAGAUAUUGUGGGACGAUGUCAUGCUGAUUGCUGCUAGACAUGCCUGUUCAUUUUUUUUAAUGUGGCGGAAGUAAUAUAUUUAUGUAUUUUUUAAGACUGCAAUGUGUUCGCAACGGAGGCACUUGCGACAGGAGACAUUGUCACGGGACACAAUGGUAAUUAAGAAAUGUUUAUCAGACUGUCUGUGGAUAAAACACUUAUGUUAGAAGAGAUAAAAAGAAUCCUUUAUACUGCAAAUUAACAGACUUGGAAAAUAACCCUAUUACAGAAAAGAUGAAAGUUUGAUACCAAUAUUAAAUAAGAUUGUUAAAAACUGGACCAAGCUCUAUAAAAUCGGGCCACUCAUGUAACCUCCUCACAUGUAGGAGAAGUGAUUAAGGGGUGGAUACUUCCUCACCUUCUCGUCUGAAAAAUAGAAUAGACUUUGUGUAGACAAGCAAUAUAAGAAAUAAUGCAUUUUUUCUCAAAAAUAAUGUCUCUGGUAAUAAAGAUUUUACGGGAAGUGGAAA
Messenger RNA from Spea bombifrons (plains spadefoot toad), 3469 nucleotides. It is a transcript of the gene MGAT5B, whose product is annotated as alpha-1,6-mannosylglycoprotein 6-beta-N-acetylglucosaminyltransferase B. Gene Ontology annotation, biological process: protein N-linked glycosylation. The record is from RefSeq and is a predicted model, not a curated record. The transcript has 18 exons. Gene Ontology annotation, cellular component: Golgi apparatus. Gene Ontology annotation, molecular function: alpha-1,6-mannosylglycoprotein 6-beta-N-acetylglucosaminyltransferase activity. Bases 285 to 2657 code for a protein of 790 amino acids. Lineage: Eukaryota; Metazoa; Chordata; Amphibia; Anura; Pelobatidae.